Physcomitrium patens is the source of this 3316-nucleotide messenger RNA. RefSeq names its product pentatricopeptide repeat-containing protein At4g18520, chloroplastic. Gene Ontology annotation, cellular component: intracellular membrane-bounded organelle. Gene Ontology annotation, biological process: RNA modification. The record is from RefSeq and is a predicted model, not a curated record. Gene Ontology annotation, molecular function: protein binding; RNA binding. NCBI's taxonomy places the organism in Eukaryota, Viridiplantae, Streptophyta, Bryopsida, Funariales, Funariaceae.
UUCUAAAGCCUGGCAAGGGAAGGAAGGAAUCAAUGGCUCAUCAUCCAGAUUGAGAUUGAGAUUGAGAGUCUCAUCCUCAAAACAACGUCCAUUUCGUCAUCUCCGAUAGACCUUGCAAAUCUGCUCGGUUUCGUCGAUGUUCCUCAAUCACACCCUUCAAUCUUCAGUUCCACUCUCACCCUAUCGUUGAUUGUGCACGCUUUGUAGCUGCACUAGACAUUUCCCUAUGAAGAAUUGAUGUAGCUGGGUGCCAUUCAAGGCCAUUUUUUUCUCACAAGUUUGGGCCAAUUUUGGGCUGUGUCCAGAUGUUUCCGGUUUUUGGAUUUUGAGGUUCUUGCAAUUUCAUGGGUUUCGAGGAAUUGGGGUCCUUUUGAGAGUGGCUUAUGGUUGGGGAUUCUGGUGUCGUGGCAUAGUUAGCAGGAUUAAGGCGGUGGAGAGCUCUUAUCACAGUGUGGGUUUUCGUCACUGGUUCUUGGUUGAUGGAAGUGGAGUUGUUUGUUCUUCCUGAUAUCUUGCUGAAUUUCACAAGCUCUUGAUGGAGGGUUGAGAGCUGAUAUCUCCUGACAACGUCUCCCUCGUCGCAAUGUGGAUCACGUUGCUAGAGUGGAAUCAAAAUUGGCAGAAUUUUUGCACGUACAUGUGAAGAGUGCUCAGCAUCGUCGUCGGAUUCUGCUGGAAAGGCCAUGGAUUCGACACUUCAGCUUCUCAACAGCCCCAAUUUAUCAAAUGAGCUUAUUAAUGGGCAGAAUGGGAGCGGUCUUAAUUUUUCAUUCUUCCAGAAAAGUGAUAGGCAGACAGUUUCUGUAGGCACAGUCAUCUGGUCGGAACAACAGUUUCAGCGCCCACAUGAAUAUGCCUCGUCUGUUCCUAGAGAAAGACAUAAUUUUCGUCCCAUAGCUUGUGCAUCCUUCAGGAGUGGGAAAAGAAACUCUGAACCUACCAGUACGAAUGUUUUGAGGCGAACUUCACCAAUUGAUGAUGCUGGUAAGCACUUGCAGCUCUUGCAGAAUACGGAUGAAGCGAGGGAGGCAGUUAUUAGGUUGAAGGCUCGUGUUCAACAGGGCAUUUCUAUAGACUCUUAUACGUACGUUGAUAUUCUACAAAAGGUUUUCAAGCAUAAAGAUCUUGUGUUGGCCAAGCAAGUCCAUGAGUGCAUCAUAAAAAGUGAAAUGGAGCAACAUCCGUAUGUGGCUAACAAGCUAAUGAGUAUCUACAUUAGAUGUGGGAGGUUGCAGAAUACACGCGAAGUAUUUGACACACUUGUGGAGAAAAAUGUUUUCAAUUGGACCAUCAUGAUUGGAGGAUAUGCUGAGAAUAAUCAUUUUGAAGAUGCAAUAGAAGUAUAUAAUAAAAUGCGCCAAAAUGGUGUGCAACCAAAUGAGAUAACUUUCUUCAACAUCCUCAAGGCUUGCACCAGCCCAAUGGCUCUAAAGUGGGGCAGGAAAAUCCAUGAUCACAUCAGACAUGCUGGCUUUCAAUCAGACCUGCGUCUGGGAAAUGCGCUUAUUCACAUGUACGCUCGGUGUGGUAGUAUGGAUGAUGCAAGGCUGGUUUUCAAUGGAAUGGUGGAUCGCGAUAUUAUUACUUGGAAUGUGAUGAUUGGUAGACUUGUACAGCAUGGGCGUGGACAUGAGGCUUUCUCCCUCUUUCUCCAGAUGCAGCGAGAAGGGUUUGUUCCAGAUACAACCACUUAUUUGAGUAUGCUCAACGCGAAUGCUUGCACAGGGGCUUUGGGAUGGGUGAAGGAGGUUCACAGCCACGCCCUCAGAGCAGGACUGGAGUCAGAUGUGCGUGUGGGCACAGCACUUGUGCACAUGUAUGCCAGGAGUGGCAGUAUUAAGGAUGCCCGAUUAGUUUUUGACAAAAUGACGGAACGCAAUAUCAUCACGUGGAACUCUAUGAUUGGUGGACUUGCACAGCACGGAUGUGGGCUUGAAGCAUUCUCCCUCUUUCGCCAGAUGCAGAGGGAAGGGCUUGUUCCGGAUGCAAUUACUUAUGUGAACAUCCUUAAUAAUGCAUGUGCAAGCACAGGGGCUUUACAAUGGGUGCGAAAGGUUCACGAUGACGCUGCGAAGGUGGGACUUGACUUUGAUGUGCGGGUGGGCAAUGCACUGGUUCAUAUGUAUGCCAAGUGUGGGAGCAUGGAUGAUGCUAGACGGGUCUUUUACGGAAUGGUGGAUCGUGAUGUUGUCAGUUGGACUGUUAUGAUUGGUGGUCUUGCCCAGCAUGGGUUUGGGCGUGAAGCAUUCUCUCUUUUUCUUCAGAUGCAAAGAGAGGGAUUUGUACCGAAUUUAACUACUUAUCUCUCCAUCCUUAACGGGAAAGCAAGCACAGGGGCUUUGGAAUGGGUAAAGGAGGUUCAUACUCACGCCGUCAAUGCGGAGCUUGAUUCUCAUUUGCGUGUGGGUAAUGCUCUAAUACACAUGUAUGCUAAGUGCGGCAGCAUCGAGAAUGCCAGAUUGGUUUUUGAUAGAAUGGAAGAUCGAGAUAUUAUCAGUUGGAAUGCAAUGAUUGGUGGACUCGCACAAAACGGACAUGGGCGUGAGGCUUUCUCUCAUUUUCUUGAGAUGCAGAGAGAAGGAUUCAUCCCUGACGCAGCUACUCUUGUGAGCAUCCUGAAUGCAUGCGCGAGCACAAGGGCUUUGGAUAGGGUUAAGGAGGUUCAUAGUCACGCCCUCGAGGCCGGACUUGAGUCAGAUUUGCGCGUUGGCAGCGCUCUUGUGCACACGUAUGCCAAGUGUGGCAGAAUUGACGAUGCCAGACUCGUGUUUGAGGGAAUGGCGAGUCGUGAUAUUAUCACUUGGAACGUGAUGAUUGGAGGACUUGCUCAACAUGGGCGUGAGCAUGAAGCGUUCUCCCUCUUUCUUCAGAUGCAGGACGUAGGGUUUGUUCCUGAUGCUAUUACUUACCUAAGCAUACUUGGUGGGAAUGUAAGUAUAGAAGCUUUGGAAUGGGUGAAGGAGGUGCACAGGCACGCCGUACGUGCAGGAUUUGAUACUGAUCCGCGAGUCAGCAGUGCACUUGUUCAUAUGUACACCAAAUGUGGCGAUAUUGAUAAUGCUAAACUAGUUUCUAACGGGAAGAUAGAAACUGGCCCUUUGACAUAGAUGACAAUGAUCAGUGAAUUUACACCACUCAGUCGUGGGUAUGGUCAAGAUGCCCUACAACGUUCAUGGCAGAUUUGUCAGCCUGUUAUCAUGCAGGUGUCGUUUGUGGCGGCCACUGCUAGGAUUCUGACUAUGACGCAAGAUAUUGGCACUGCAACUACAGUAGUGCAAGCAGGCCAUUUGGAGUAAAUCGAGCAUUUCACUCCAAA